AAACUAGUGCAAGGUGAAGGAGGUCUGUUCAUCUGUUUUCUUCCUCUCGGUCACUUUAAUCUGGUUCUUCGGUCAGUCAGAUUAAACUGGAGUCGUCCAGGAGGAUGAGGAUAACCGUGCUGCUUGUCUCCCUCCUGCUCGUUUCCCAGUAUGCCUCAGGAGUCGAGGUGUAUGAGGGGGAGGAGUCUGUCCUUCUGCUCUGCCAGCUUCCCGUUCCAGCUGAAGAGGGUGUAGUUGUGUGGGGACGCGAUGACCUGAAUCCUUCAAUCAUCCAUGUUCGCACAGAGGAAGGUGAUUAUCUUACAGAGCAAAAUAAACAAUACGUCAACAGAACAUCCAUUCAAAAGGACGCCCUGAAGACCGGAGACCUCAGCCUCACUCUGAGAAAACCUACAUUCUCUGACAGUGGACUCUACACCUGCACCGUACGCAAGGUUGGAGAAAAACAGAACCAGACUGAAGUGCAACUAAAGGUCAAAGAGCGUCCUCCUCCUCCUCCAAUCUGGCCCAAAGUUCUCCCCGGGGUCCUGGUUCCGGUGCUUGUCCUGGCUAUUGGCAUUAGUAUUUUCAUGUGUCUUGUAUAUCAAAGGAUGAAGAAAACAGCAGUAUGCCAGCUCAAAGUUGUUGAUGUGACAGAGGGAGCAGACUCUGUCCUGCUACCCUUCAUAUCCAAAAAACUGAGGAAUACGGAGACCGCCAAAGUGGAGUGGAAACAUAUCCAAGAAGACGAAAUGAAGGUCGUGUAUGAGAAGGAUCGGAAAAGUCAAGACGUACCUUACACAAACCGCACAGAGAUGAGGAAAGAUCCAUGGAACACAGGAAACGCCAGCCUAACUUUGUUAGGUCCUCGCUCUGAAGAUGGAGGUGUUUACAUAUGCACCAUGUAUGACACGCAUGGAAAGGCCCUGAAACAGAAAGUAGUGGCACUCUGGGUCAAAGAGGGCUGGCUGAAAACCAUCAGAAGCUUCUUCCCGUGUGCCAGACAGAACAGACAGAAUUAUGUCAUCUGAAUGAAAAGGCAAAGGUGAAUCUGUUCACUGUUCAGUCAAUGUGAUUCAUCUCUUGAUGAAGCUUUUCCAAAUGAAACUCACAGUAAUAAGGUCAUUACCAAAUGAAAAGUCACAUUGACAAAUAUGUAAAACUACUGUGUGUUUGUGAGCUCUCAAAUGUCUGUUUCAGUCAGUUUGAACACUUGGCACAUGCACUGAGCACAACCUGAACUAAUAUUCAGAUCGUCUGUGCACACUUUAAACUAAAGUUCUGCAUAGAGAGGUGAGAGCAGUAAAGUGUUUUUUAGUACAUUUUUAAAUAAAAUUUAAGAUUUAUUUCAUUUAUUUAGGAAUAAAAUAGAAAAAUUCUAAAAAUGUUAGCUAUCUAACAUUUACAAAGGUAAACAGUUACUUUGAUGACAGAUGUAUGUACUAAUUGAUACUGUAGUAUUUAACUAUUUUAACUUUGAUUUCAAUUUACUGAAGGUUACCUGUGGGGUUCAACGGUUCAGUGCUGGACCCCAAACAGUUUAUACUGGACAUGCAUGAAUCGUAUCUAAAUUACUACAACUUUAUUUGCUGUAAUGUAUCAUCAGUUAUAGUCAUUUACUUUUCUCUGGGAAAAGUUUAGAACAGUGCCUGAAUGCAGUGGAAAAAAAUGUUGCGACAGAUACAUCAUCACUAAAUUACAGCAAAAUAAAAUGUAUAAUAAUUAGUAACUAGUCAAAAGUAGCUGUUAUAAAUUAUUAAGAGUGUGUACCACUAUGUAAGUUUUAAAAACAUGGUGCUAAAAAAUAUGAAAGUGAAUCAAAACUUUCAUUGUUUAUAAAAAAAAGAAUAUUUUUGUGUGUGUUUAUUUCUGUAUGUUUAUUGUUAUUUAUUCUUUCAAAAUUAUUUUACUUUUUUUUUACUAUGUUUCCUUUGGUCUUAGUUUCGUUUAUUUAGAAUAUACUGCAUGUGAAAAGUGUAGUUGGAACAUGCUAUAGCUUCAGCUUUCAGCUCUAAGACUAAAAUCUCCAGUUCAGUUCAUUUUUUGUCAUUUAUUUAUUGUUAUAGCAUCUCUUGGUUGUUUUUGUUAUUUUUUGACUUUGGUUUUGUUUUCUUAGAAAAAAAGAUGUAUGUUAGGGUUAGUUAGGGUACUCUGCGUAUAACAGAUGUUUGAAGCUGUUCUGGAGUUUCAGAGCUGUUGUAGAUCAUACAUAAAAUAUGCUUGUGUGUGUUCAGACUGUUUGUCAAUGGGGAGACUCUCAGGGAAACAUGCAAAUUGGACUCUGCUUUCUAUAGAGAGUCCAAUUUGUAUGUCCAAUUUGUGCAACUCCUGAAACUCAGGACUGUUGCGCUGUUGCACUGUGCUGUUGUGGAUCUAGAGAAAACAUGUGCUAACUGAGGAACUAAUGAAUGAGGAAGUAAGGAGUGGCAGAAAAGUAUGUGCCUGUCUGAGCCUGCAAAACACUGAAUUUGAAACCAGGGUUGUACCUUUAUCUGUUGUCAUGAACAAUGCAGUGCUCUCUGCCGAUGCUCACACGCAUUAGGUCUUGGUGUGGAUUUUAUUGUCAUUCCUUGAAAAGAGAACUGGUAGAGUUCCUUCUUUCAUUUGUCAGCAGUCACAACAAAGUAACUAAAAGUGCCUAUUACAAGUAUUUUUUGUAGAGCUGAAGUUGUCCCUGUUGAUUCUGAUUAUUUGUGCCAUAACAGUGGUAUAAACAGGAAAUUAUUGAAACCAACUCUGUGAAUUCAAUGAGAGGAACUGUUACAGAAAAAAACAAUACCAAUGUAAUGUUGACUCUAUCUCACCUUUCUUUAAUCCUAAAUCUGCUCAUCCUCACUUACUAGCUAUCUUUUUAUGUUAACAUCAGCUGUGGCAUGAUACUUAAACUGAAACAGUAACAUGUAUCCCAGACAUUGACAGAUCCCAUGUUGUGCACAGUGUAUUCCAUUUUUAAUGGAAUAUCUUUUGAGGACAACCAAACUGUAUUACCAGAGUCAUAGGUACAGGCCAUGAUCGUAAGGUGAUGUUUGCUUUGGUCUGCAGUCCUGAGUAGAGCUAUUCAAGUAUCAACACUACCAUAGACCAGUGUCUAUGGUAGUGUUGAAGAUGAUGCUGCACUUGGGAAUCCCAUUUACUAGUUACACUCUGAUUAGUUUAGACAGUGA
Maylandia zebra (zebra mbuna) is the source of this 3143-nucleotide messenger RNA. RefSeq lists its product as uncharacterized. The record is from RefSeq and is a predicted model, not a curated record. Lineage: Eukaryota; Metazoa; Chordata; Actinopteri; Cichliformes; Cichlidae.